Ilex paraguariensis (yerba mate) is the source of this 541-nucleotide messenger RNA. Lineage: Eukaryota; Viridiplantae; Streptophyta; Magnoliopsida; Aquifoliales; Aquifoliaceae. The record is from the annotation of a GenBank genome assembly.
AUGCCUGCUGGGAUGAAGAGAGGUGCAUCAUCAGCAUCUGCUGUUGCUGGGACUUUUGGGUACAUCGGCCCAGAGUAUGCCCGCACAAGCAAGGUGAAUGUAAAAAGUAACAUCUACAGCUUAGGGGUUGUACUGCUGGAAUUAGCAACUGGAAGAGAGCCAGUCAAUCGAGCUGAGCAUAUAAACCUUGCAGAAUGGGCACAACGGCACUGCAGAGAGGAAAAUUCCAUUAUUGAUGCCCUUGAUGAGGAGAUCAAGGAACCAUGUUACUUGGAAGAAAUGACUGUUUUGUUCAAAAUUUGGCUAAUGUGUACUUCAGUAUCACCUUCCACCAGGCCUUCAAUGAAGGACGUUUCACAGAUUCUUCAAAACUAUGUUCAUAAUCGUUCUUGCCGGAUUGACACGGUGGAAGAUCUUAAUGUUGACACACUUGAUGCCAGUUUCCAGUGAUUGAGCAGGUCAAGCUAGGUUUUUCAUGUUCAACAAACUGUACAGUUGGCAAAUUUGCCAUUGCUAUUACUUCAUCAUAAACAAUAAUGAC